Belonocnema kinseyi is the source of this 3091-nucleotide messenger RNA. RefSeq names its product RNA cytidine acetyltransferase-like. The transcript is spliced from 4 exons. Gene Ontology annotation, molecular function: tRNA binding; 18S rRNA cytidine N-acetyltransferase activity; ATP binding. The coding region runs from base 130 to 2910 and encodes 926 amino acids. The record is from RefSeq and is a predicted model, not a curated record. Gene Ontology annotation, biological process: rRNA acetylation involved in maturation of SSU-rRNA. Gene Ontology annotation, cellular component: 90S preribosome; nucleolus. Lineage: Eukaryota; Metazoa; Arthropoda; Insecta; Hymenoptera; Cynipidae.
UGUUUCCCCAUAACAAAACAGAAAAACAGUGCACGUGUUCCGUCCCCUGUCUCUUUUCCAUCAAAUAAUCCCAUCAGAAACUGCACACAUAGCUAAAAAAAAUAAAUAAAAAGCAUCAAAAGCUCUAAAAUGACUUUAGAAAUAGACAAUCGCAUCCAAACCGUCAUCGAAAAUGGAGUGAAAACCGGUCACCGGACCUUUUUCGUCAUCGUCGGGGAGAAGUCAAAAGACCAGAUUAUGUACCUUCACCACAUGCUAUCCAAAACAGAAAAGUCCUGUCCCUCAAUAUUAUGGUGUCACAAAAAAGAACUUACUUUUUCUUCAAACCGCAAGAAGAAAAUGAAGUCGCUCCAGAAGAAGGUGAAGUCUGGGAAGCUUGAUGUCCACGAGGACGAUCCCUUUGACCUCUUCAUUCUCUCCGCAAAAAUCCGCUAUUGUCCCUACAAAGACAGUCAAAAAAUUCUCGGAAACACAUUCGGAAUGUGCGUCCUCCAGGACUUUGAAGCCCUAACCCCAAAUUUACUCGCCCGGACGAUGGAAACCGUCGAGGGUGGGGGCAUCAUCGCGAUCCUCCUUCAGAGUCUAAAUUCCCUGAAACAAUUAUACACCAUGCAGAUGGAUGUUCACCAGCGACUCCGGACCGAGGCUCAUCAGGAUGUCGUCUGCAGGUUCAACGAAAGAUUUCUUCUUUCCCUCGCUUCCUGUGCCCGGUGUUUGGUCAUCGACGAUCAGUUCCAUGUGCUUCCGAUAUCGAUGAAAAAUCUCAAAAUGAAUGCCUGUGUAAAGACGACUUUGCCAGAAAAUUGUACAGAACCCAGGGAACUCGACGCUUUGAAAAAAAGGCACCGAGAUAAGCCGAAUUUCAAUUUGUUGGAAUGUUGCAAAACCCUGGACCAGGCGAAGGCCUUGCUGAAGUUCAUCGAGACGAUUUCAGAAAAAACUUUACGUUCCACAGUUUCUCUGACAGCAGCAAGAGGUCGGGGAAAAUCGGCUACAAUGGGACUCGCGAUAGCUGGUGCGAUUGCUUUCGGAUAUUCCAAUAUCUAUGUUACGAGUCCGAGUCCUGAAAAUUUGAACACGCUUUUUGAAUUUGUCUUCAAAGGCCUCGACAUCCUGGAUUAUAAAGAGCACACUGAUUAUAGUAUUGUGCAGUCGAGGAAUCCAGAGUAUAAUAGAGCGAUCAUCCGGGUGAAUUUUUUUAGAAAUCACAGACAAACAAUUCAGUUUAUUAAUCCUCCGGAUGCCCAGAAUCUUCAGCUGGCGGAAUUGUUGGUUAUUGAUGAAGCUGCAGCGAUUCCUUUGCCUCUCGUCAAGAAGAUGUUUGGACCCUAUUUAAUUUUCCUCGCUUCGACGAUAAAUGGAUAUGAAGGCACUGGAAGAUCCUUAUCCUUGAAAUUACUCCAGCAAUUGAGGGAACAGUCGCGGGGGGCGGAUUCCAAGGAGAAGAAGAAGGACGGUAAAGGUUUGGAUCGAAGUUUGGAGGAACUGACCUUAGAGGAGUCGAUUCGGUAUAAGCCUGGAGAUGCUAUAGAAAACUGGCUUUCAGAAUUGCUUUGCCUGGAUAAUGAGAAGGUGCAACCUUCAAUAUCAACAUUGCCAACUCGAGAUGAGUGCCAGUUGCUCUACAUAAAUAGAGACACUCUCUUCUCAUUCCAUAAGGCCUCGGAGAAAUUUUUGCAAAAAUUGGUGGCCUUAUACGUGGCGUCACAUUACAAAAACACACCAAAUGAUCUGCAAAUGAUGUCCGAUGCUCCUGCACAUCAUCUAUUUUGUUUGGUGAAGCCCAUUGUGGAAAAUAAACUACCGGAAAUCUUGGUUUUUAUCCAGGUUUGCUUGGAAGGACAACUUAGUAAGAAUGUAAUUCAAUCUAAAUUGGGACGAGGACAAAAGGCGGCUGGGGAUUUGAUACCGUGGACGAUUGCUGAAAAAUUUAAUGAUCAGAAUUUUCCGAUUUUGAGUGGGGCGAGAAUUGUGAGGAUUGCUACACAUCCUGAGUACCAGGGUCAAGGAUAUGGAACGAAAGCUAUGGAACUUCUCAAAGAAUAUUAUUCGACGAGGAAAAAUGAGAAUUUAGCAAUGGACGAGUCCAACGGAGAGAAAAGGCCUUCAAAGAAAUUGAAGACCUCGUCCGAAAACGAAAAAAGGGAAAGUAAGGAAUCAGUUCUCCAAACUGAACUUAUCGAACCUAGAUCAUCACUUCCUCCUCUUUUUAUGGAACUUUCUGAACGACCAGCAGAAGAUUUGGACUACAUAGGAGUUUCCUUUGGAGUGACACCACAACUGAUCAAGUUUUGGAAAAAAGUGAAAUUCAUUCCCGUUUAUUUGAGACAGACGACUAACGACAUCACAGGAGAACACACUUGCAUUAUGAUCCAAAAAUUAAAAUCUGAGAAGAAGAAGGGAGAAGGUAGUUGGAUCGAAUCUUACUGGACAAAAUUCAGACAGCGUUUCAUCAGACUUCUUUCUUCUUCUUUUAAAAGUUACGAUGCCUCUCUCGCGCUCAGUAUUUUAGAAAAUAAUGCAAUUAAAAUUCCAGCAACAACUUUGACGAGAGACAGACUGGCGGAACACUUGGAUUUACAUGACAUAGAAGAGUUGGAGAAAUACAGUCAUAAUAUGACCGAUUAUCAUGUAAUUAUCGACUUGAUACAACCUUUGUCGCAGCUCUAUUUUUUGCGAAAACUUGGUAGUUUAACAGGUCAAGAAAAUAAUAGUCUGCAGAUUUCAGCAGUGCAAGCUGCGAUUCUUUUGGGAUUAGGACUUCAGCACAAAAUGAUCGACGAAAUAGGGAUAGAAUUCAAUUUACAGAGUUCACAACUCCUUGGGUUGUUCAAUAAAGCUGUUAGGAAAUUUACAUCGUACCUGAAUGCACUUAUCAAGGAGACAAGAAGGGAUUUUAUGGAGCACUAGUUUCUGUUUUUUCUGUGAAAGUAUCAUACUUUUGUCAAAAUGACUUGUAAGAUAUUGUAAUUUUGUAAAGAAUUAAUUUACGUUUUGUAAAAAAUACGCAGUCAGUUUUCAUAAUGAAAUUUCUGAUAUUUUCAGAGCAUUGAGUUUAUUCAAUAUUGUAUACAGAAAUUUACAAUGUAUU